Mesocricetus auratus (golden hamster) is the source of this 474-nucleotide messenger RNA. Its product is annotated as 40S ribosomal protein S11-like. Gene Ontology annotation, cellular component: ribosome; cytosolic small ribosomal subunit. The transcript has a single exon. Gene Ontology annotation, biological process: translation. Gene Ontology annotation, molecular function: structural constituent of ribosome. The record is from RefSeq and is a predicted model, not a curated record. Bases 1 to 474 code for a protein of 157 amino acids. Lineage: Eukaryota; Metazoa; Chordata; Mammalia; Rodentia; Cricetidae.
AUGGCGGACAUUGAGCCCAAACGUGCUUACCAAAAGCAGCCUACAACCUUUCAAAACAAGAAGCGUGUUCUGAUGGGAGAAACUGGCAAGGAAAAAGUCCCUCGGUACUACAAAAACAUCGGUCUAGGCAUCAAGACACUCAAGGAGGGCACUGAGGGCACCUACAUAGACAAGAAAUGCCUCUUCACUGGUAAAUUCUCCAUCAGAGGUCAGAUCCUAUCUGGUGUUGUGACCAAGAUGAAGAUGCAGAGGACCACUGUUAUCCAUCAGGACUAUCUCCAUUACAUCCGAAAGUACAAUCACUUCGAGAAGCACCACAAGAACAUGUCUGUGCACCUGUCCCCCUUCAGGGAUGUACAGAUUGGCGACAUCGUCAUGGUGGGAGAGUGCAGGCCCCUGAGCAAGACUGUGCACUUCAAUGUACUCAAGAUCACUAAUGCUGCUGGCACCAAGCAGCAGUUUCAGAAGUUCUGA